UGCUUUCCAGGUGAAUUUUUUGCGUUUCGUGUAAACACCAUCGAUUAUAGCUGUAUACGUCAAAUCAAGGAAGUGUUUUCUAUCUCUCCAGAUCACCUUUGAAAUCUCACAAAUGCGCGGAGUAUAAUUAUAUGUCUUCGUUGUGAAUAACAAGGAAUUUCUAGAUGUCAGACGAGGGAGUAUGGACAUUGAUCGAAUCGGAUCCAGGUGUUUUCACUGAGAUGCUGCGCGGGUUUGGAGUUGAGGGAGUUCAGGUGGAAGAAUUACACUCCCUUUCAGAAGAGGAAACCGCCGUAUACAAUCCUAUAUACGGUCUGAUCUUCCUUUUCAAAUGGCGUCCUGGUGAAGACCCUAUAGGUGAGCCGGCCGAUACAAGUAACGUGUUCUUCGCACAGCAAGUGAUCACCAAUGCAUGUGCCACCCAAGCGAUCAUUAAUUGUCUUAUGAAUGUCAAUGAUACCAAAGUGAAGAUUGGUCCUGUACUCGAAGAAUAUAGAGACUUCGCGAAACAUAUUGAUCCGGCUAGUCGUGGCCUUGUGUUAUCAAAUUGUGAGAAGAUUCGUCAAGUACAUAAUAGCUUUGCGAGACCAACCUUUUACGAACUUGAUCUCAAUUUGCCUUCAUCAGAGGACAACUAUCAUUUUAUUACCUUUGUACCAAUUGGGAAUAAGAUAUAUGAGCUCGACGGCCUGCGUGAAUUUCCGCUUGAACUUACUACUAUCCCUGAAGGAAAGUCAUGGAUGGAGGUGAUCAGCCCUAUACUCACGGAAAGAAUGCGUCGCUUCAAUGACGGCGACAUAAUGUUUAAUUUGAUGGCAGUUGUUGGUAAUAUGAUGGAUAAGUACACAAAGAGGAGAGAGGAGAUUCUUGAGGGUAAAGUUACUUUUCCAUCCACAGAUGCAAUGUAUGACGAAUUAGCUGUCGUUGAAAAUAAAAUUGAUGAGGAAGGACAUAAGCUUGACAUGUAUAGGAGAGAGAACGCCAGACGUCGUCAUAAUUACCUACCAUUUAUUGUCGAAAUGCUUCGCAUAUUAGCGAAGGAAGGUCGGCUUGUUCCUUUGGUUGAAAAGGCUCAAACAAAUGCGCGACAGCGACUAAGCCGUGAGAGCAAGCGACAACCGCAGCAACAACAACAGCAGAGCUGAGUUCGGAAGUGUACUUUCCACCCUGUGCAUUUUUCUCAUAACUAGCAGUUAACUUUUCACCCCACUUCUAGCUAGUGUUUUAUUGUUUUCGGAUUUGUCGUCAUAAGUUUCAUCGAUUAUCAGUGGCCUUUUGCACGAUUGUCUUUGCUGCUACUUCACCGUGACAUAUUGAUUUGAAGAAUGUUCAGCUUGAUAAUGAUGAACGCACUGUGUGUCCUACUGUGUUACUAACUGCUCCUCUCGUGUUUAUACCGAACUUUCGUACUUAUGAUGGGUAUUGAAUCGAAUAAACCUCAUUUUCUGCCAAA
Molecule: messenger RNA, 1453 nt
Organism: Cylicocyclus nassatus
Lineage: Eukaryota; Metazoa; Nematoda; Chromadorea; Rhabditida; Strongylidae
Source: the annotation of a GenBank genome assembly